AGCGACGCAAAUGAUGUCAUUUGUAAUUGUAAAGUUUUGUGCAUAUGGUCAGUUGAAUGAAUCUGUCAGAGUGAUCAUUUUAGUACGGUGAUAUAUUUCGACAGAAUUAAAGCGUGUGGACGCGUCGUGUUUUCACAGGAAAAUGGCAGAUGAUAUUGAUUUCUAUCGCCACUUACCUAAAGUGGAACUUCAUGCACAUCUCAACGGUUCAGUCAGCUCCGAAACUAUUGAUAAACUCAUUGCUCGCAAACCGCACCUCAACAUCCAACACAGUAUGACCGCUAUUCGAAGUGGUCAGCGCACACUUGAGGAGUGCUUCCAAGUGUUCAAGGUAAUUCACCAGUUGGUUGACACUGAAGAGGACAUUUUAAUGGUUGCCAAAGAUGUGAUAAAAGAGUUUGCAGAUGAUGGAGUGAAGUAUCUGGAGUUGAGGAGUACGCCUCGCGAAGACCCCAAAUCAGGAAUGACAAAGAGAAGAUAUGUGGAGACUGUUCUAGGAGCUAUUCAGCAGUGCAAACAGGAGGGUGUGGACAUCGACGUCAGGUUCUUGGUGGCUGUGGACCGCCGAAACGGCCCUGAGGUGGCCAUGGAGACGGUGAAGCUGGCAGAGGAGUUCAUGCUGUCCAGCGAUGGCGUGGUGGUGGGCCUAGAUCUCAGUGGUGAUCCAACUGUGGGCCAUGGCAGAGAUUUCCUUCCUUCUUUGCAAAGGGCCAAGAACAGCGGACUAAAACUAGCCCUCCACCUGUCUGAGGUGUCGUCUCAGGCAGAUGAGUCCGAGCUGCUGCUGGACCUUCCUCCCGACCGCAUCGGCCACGGCACCUUCCUCCACACAGACAUGGGCGGCACCAGCAGCCUAGUGGAGAAAGUCAGAAGGAAUAACAUCCCCCUGGAGUUGUGCUUGACCUCCAAUGUGAAAGGCCAGACCGUCCCCUCGUACGAUAAGCAUCAUUUUCAGCACUGGUACAAGCUGGGCCAUCCAUGCAUCAUCUGUACGGAUGAUAAAGGUGUCUUCUGCACCAGCCUGUCCCAGGAGUACCAGCUGGCAGCCUCGACCUUUGACCUCAGCAAAGAGGUCAUGUGGGACCUAUCCCAGAGGGCCAUUGGCUGCACCUUUGCCCCGCCGGCUGUAAAGGAGCGGCUGGAGCAGACCUGGGCAGAGCUUAGGCCUCGACUUCUACAGACUCCGGGUCCGUAGGUCUUCUAUGGUUCUUCUGCAGUGUACCUAGAACUCAGGAGGACCGCCGUCAGCACCUCGGGAAUCAGUGCCUGAGACCUGUUAGGGACGUGACCAGUAGGAGGCCAGAGUUGUUGUCUGAUGCUCUAUCAAGUGUUCCUUUCAAAGCACCAUAGUUGCUAGCCAGUUAGCAACUGAAUGGUUUGACAAUGGGUUAUUGCAUUGCAACCAACAAGUAGUGAACAUCGUUAUCAACUGUGGCUUUGGGGAGCGGACACCAGUAUGGGUCAGAUUCUCAGCUGUAAGACUGGAUGACUUUUCUGUAUUGUGUGCUGUAAUUUAGAAAUAUUUAUUUCAGGGAUGAAUCCACUCUGUGUGAAAUGUUUUUAAAACAUGAGCUGAUCUACCUCUGGAAUUCAUUUUGGAAUUGUGUGGAAGUUGCCUAAAAUAUUUUGCUUUGAUACGGUUAAGUUUUUAGUUUGAUGUUUUUAACAUUUGCUGAAGAAGAAUGUGUUACGGUUAGAAGAACAAGACGGUUUUGUUAUUCUACAAGAAAUGUCUGACUGAGUCAGGGGAGAAAUUUAAUUCUGUAUAAUUGCAGUUCUUCUUUAUCCCAGCAAGUGGCGCCAUUUCUCUAUGCCACUGUGGCAUGACGAGCAAGGUACGCCCAUGACAUCCUGAAGUUAUGUGUGUGUGUGUUCACCGGGAAAUAAAAGCGAUUUUAACCCA
Molecule: messenger RNA, 1903 nt
Organism: Engraulis encrasicolus (European anchovy)
Lineage: Eukaryota; Metazoa; Chordata; Actinopteri; Clupeiformes; Engraulidae
Gene: mapda
Product: adenosine deaminase-like
Exons: 10
Coding region: 143-1195 (350 amino acids)
Biological process (GO): adenosine catabolic process; inosine biosynthetic process
Molecular function (GO): adenosine deaminase activity
Source: RefSeq, a predicted model, not a curated record